AUGCUAAGCAUAGUGGAAGGACUCCUCAUUUUUAUCGCAGUUAGUGAAUCAAUACUGGGGGUUUUAGGGAAUGGAUUUAUUGGACUUGUAAACUGUACUGACUGUGUGAAGAACAAAAAGUUUUCCAUGAUUGACUUCAUUCUCACUGGCUUAGCUACUUCCAGAAUUUGUCUGAUAUUGAUAAUAAUUGUAGACGGAUUUAUAAAGAUAUUCUCUCCAGAUAUGUAUUCUUCUGGUAACCUAAUUGAUUAUAUUAGUUACUUGUGGGUAAUUAUCAAUCAAUCAAAUAUCUGGUUUGCCACCAGCCUCAGCGUCUUCUAUUUCCUGAAGAUAGCAAAUUUUUCCCACCACAUUUUUCUCUGGUUGAAGGGUAGAAUCAAUAGGGUUCUUCACCUUCUGAUGGGAUCCUUGUUUAUUUCAUGGUUAUUUACUUUCCCACAAAUUGUGAAGAUUCUUAAAGACGAUAAACCGAGAAAUGGAAACGCAGCCUGGCUGUUCAAGGAACCGAAGAGUGAGUUCUUUACGAAGCAGAUUUUGAUCAACCUAGGAGUCAUUCUCCUCUUCACGCUCUUCCUGAUUACAUGCUUCCUGUUACUCAUUUCCCUUUGGAGACACAGCAGGCGGAUGCAACUGAAUGUCACCGGAUUCCAAGACCCCAGAACAGAAGCGCAUAUGAAAGCCAUGAAAGUUUUGAUAUCCUUUAUCAUCCUCUUUAUCUUGUAUUUUAUAGGCAUCGCCAUAGAAAUAGCUCAUUUCACCGCGCCAGAAAACAAGUUGCUGUUUAUUUUUGGUAUGACGACCACAGUCGUGUAUCCCUGGGGUCACUCAUUCAUCCUAAUUCUCGGAAACAGCAAGCUCAAGCAAGCCUCUCUGAGAGCCUUGCGGCGGUUCCAGUGCUGCUCCCUGCGGCACAGACUCGCGCAGGUAGAAAUGGAUGUUCUGGGAGAAUAA
Molecule: messenger RNA, 951 nt
Organism: Suricata suricatta (meerkat)
Lineage: Eukaryota; Metazoa; Chordata; Mammalia; Carnivora; Herpestidae
Product: taste receptor type 2 member 10-like
Exons: 1
Coding region: 1-951 (316 amino acids)
Biological process (GO): detection of chemical stimulus involved in sensory perception of bitter taste; sensory perception of taste; G protein-coupled receptor signaling pathway
Cellular component (GO): membrane
Molecular function (GO): G protein-coupled receptor activity
Source: RefSeq, a predicted model, not a curated record